Molecule: messenger RNA, 813 nt
Organism: Ambispora leptoticha
Lineage: Eukaryota; Fungi; Glomeromycota; Glomeromycetes; Archaeosporales; Ambisporaceae
Source: the annotation of a GenBank genome assembly
AUGACAAUCUAUAGGGAAAGUGGGGAAGUAAGUAAACGUAGAGAUUAUCUGCCGGUCGAAAAACAAUUUCUCAUUACAAGAAAUGUACCUUGUUUGAGACGUGUUAAACAAAUGGAGUAUAUUGAUGAGGAUGCUGAAACCCAAGUUGAGACUGAGGAUGGUGAAGAGGCAUGGGUAGCGACCCAUAGUGGCCGAGCUACGACAAAUAUUGAGGAAAUUGCUCAACAAAUUGAAGGAGAAGAAGAUGAAGUAUCGAAAAAACUGAGUAAAAUCACGAUAGACGAUACAAAUGACAAGGAUGAUGAUGACAUUCCAGAUAUUGAAGAUAUUCCGGACAUAGACGAGGUGGAAGAAGGGCUAGAGGAAGAUGAAGACCCGUCAGCGUUACCAGCAAAUAACAAUGAAGAUGCACCAAGUGAUAAGAUUCUCCAAGUGCGCACUUAUGACGUGUUCAUCACAUAUGAUAAAUAUUAUCAAACGCCACGAAUGUGGUUAUAUGGAUACGAUGAGCAUCGUCGACCAUUGACAUCAGUUCAAAUAUUCGAAGAUAUUUCUCAAGACUAUGCAAAGAAAACAGUAACAAUCGAAACACACCCUCAUUUAAACAUGUCACUAGCCAGCAUUCAUCCAUGUCGUCAUGCUCAGGUCAUGAAAAAAAUUAUUGAGAAAAUGAAUGAAGAAACCGUGAAAAAAUUCGAAUCAUUGCAACAGCUGCAAUUAGAGCAACAACAACAAUCGGGUGGUGUUGUCACUACAACUGUUACCUCCAAUGCACCACAGGCAGAACAGUCACAAGUUAGAGUUGAUCAGUGA